Molecule: messenger RNA, 1780 nt
Organism: Gasterosteus aculeatus aculeatus (three-spined stickleback)
Lineage: Eukaryota; Metazoa; Chordata; Actinopteri; Perciformes; Gasterosteidae
Source: RefSeq, a predicted model, not a curated record
GCUGCUAAUGUUUUUCUCUCUGUUUUUAACUCCUCUCCCUCCGCCCCCCACCUCCCUCUCUCUCUCUCCCUCUCUCUCUCUCCCUCUCUCUCGCGCAUAACAGUGAAGGGGAAGGGGGGCUCAUCCCGGCAUCCUGAGGGGAGGUAAUUUGCACGGAUCAAGGGGGCAAGGCGCCGCAAAGUAUAAAUACUGUGACUUCAAUAGAGGAUCACCAGCAGGUUCCCUACUCCGCUACCAAAGGAGGGAGGAAUUGGCUGAGAAGAUUUAUUCUUUAUAUAUAUAUUUUUUACAUUUUUCUUCCAGAGUUGGCAGCUCUCGCCUCGUACAGGCGAAUUGUUUUCAAGGGUUCGGCUUUAAAACGAGCCACACCAUUGAUGUCUUUAAGCAGUCGUGGAGCAAAGGGGGAGAGAGAGUGUGUGUGAGAGAGUGUGUGUGAGCGAGAGUGUGUGGUGAUUUUUUUUUUUUUUUUUUUUUUUUUAAGAGGAGACAAGGUAGUGAUGGAAGAGCUCACCGCUUUCGUAUCUAAGUCGUUCGAUCAGAAAGUGAAGGAGAAGAAGGAAGUGAUAACCUACCGGGAGGUGCUGGAGACUGGGUCGACGCGAGCGGGAAGCAGGGAGUCUUUAACCGGGAGCCGAGAGGAGGCAGCAGCCGUCCCCCGGAUCGGUGCGCUCUCGCCGGGCAGGGAAACGGACAUGCUCGGCCCGGAAAGAAUCAGGGAUGCCGGGAGCCCCAAACUCACGGACGGCAACACGGACGUGAAGGAGAGGAAAGAGGACUCGAAGCCUCUGGAGGACGAGGCGCAGACCAAAAUCAAACAGAGGAGAAGUCGGACUAACUUCACAUUAGAGCAGCUCAACGAGCUGGAGCGGCUCUUCGACGAGACCCACUACCCGGACGCCUUCAUGCGGGAGGAGCUGAGCCAGCGGCUGGGACUGUCGGAGGCCCGAGUGCAGGUUUGGUUCCAGAAUAGAAGAGCCAAAUGCAGAAAGCAAGAGAACCAAUUACAUAAAGGAGUCCUGAUUGGAGCAGCGAAUCAGUUUGAAGCUUGUCGUGUUGCGCCAUAUGUCAACGUGGGUGCUCUGCGGAUGCCAUUCCAACAGGCAAGUCACUUUGAAGCCUCUAGUCUUAAAAUCAGACCAACCCCCGGACUGCUGUCUCGGCACUGGCUGUGCCCGAGUGCUGUGCAGAGAAUAACCAAACUCUUAUUACCGCACCGGCAAAAGCACUGAGCCGACACAGCGCAGCCUGUAAUUGGGAAAGUACCUCUAUUUGUUUAAUGGCUCAUUUCGGCCUACUUUUGUGGAGCAAGAGCUUCAGAGGCCAGGAGGUUCCCUGUGUUUAUUUGGUAACCGGUUGUGAUGAGAGUCUGGGCAGAAUAGGACAAAACACUAUUUAUAUUGCAUUACAUUUGUGAAGCCUGUCCUUACUUUUGAGCACCACUGGGUUAUUAUCUUGUAUGCAAAGGGCCCAAUAUCCCCAAAGGCAAUGCCUUGAGAUUAGAUUUCAUGCUAUUGAUGUCCAAAUAAAAACUCAAAUGUGACCUUUGAUUCACAAGAGCUGCAGUCAAUAAUAUCCGUACAUGCCACCGAGUUAUAUUGCUCAAUGACUCUGGGAUUGGACCCUUAAGUGCAACUGAAUGAUGACACACAUUGGCCAGCCUGCAUCCUCGGAGUACACAGCUAAAAUGUAACCACUCCGACCACAUUGACACACGUGAAAUGACCGUUGAGACAAACUGCAAAGUUAACGCAUGUUCUCCCCUCCUCCUCCCCCUUCUCUC